Cuscuta epithymum is the source of this 2222-nucleotide messenger RNA. The record is from the annotation of a GenBank genome assembly. Lineage: Eukaryota; Viridiplantae; Streptophyta; Magnoliopsida; Solanales; Convolvulaceae.
CUUACUACUAUUUGGCGUUGCUCGGCGCCUUAAGUCUACACCCUUCCUUCACGCUAUCUACGCCACCAAUACAAUGGCGGAGCUGGACCCUUCCGCUGCUACCUCAUCUAACAUUUUCUCCCACAAAAACCUCCGUCCUUCCGAAGACACAGUUUUCUUCUCCAUUUUUCCGGACUUCUCUGUACAUUCUUGUACGUCCACUACGACCACCUCCGAGCUUCAAGCUCUUCACCUCCAGAUCAUCCAAAUCAUAUCUCCUUACACCUCUAACUACAUAUGGCAACACGAGCCCUUUAAUCUUAGCCUCUCCACUACUUCCCCGCCCCAUCUCGGCGGCAAACUCCGCUUCGGCGAUAACCUAGAAGAUGAAUGGUUUGUGGUAUUCCUCCUUUUUGAGAUUUCCAGGAGCUUCCCGAACUUAUCAAUUCGCGUUUGGGACAGCGACGGCGAGUUCCUUCUCAUCGAAACUGCAUUCCACCUACCGCGGUGGCUCAACCCCGACAGCGCCACGAAUCGCGUUUUUAUCCGCACUGGUCGUCUUCACAUUAUUCCGAAGUCCAUCUUCCACGACACUCCGACCCUUCUUGACGCGCUAAGGGUUUUGAAAGACGGCAGAGAGGGAAAGACCGAAGCCCCUGAGCCUGCUCAGGUUCAAUUGGAGAAUAGGUUAAAGCAAUACCCUUUGAGAGCGGAGAAGAAUGUGCACAGGGUGAGGGUUAGAGUCCCGGUUUCUGUGGCACAAGUGUUGAAACACGAGCCAUGCUUGGUUUCACUUUCCGUGGAGGGAUUUUAUGAUAGAGAUAUUGAUACUAUGAAGUAUGCGGCAAAGAUGGAGAGGUUUCUGAGUAAUGGAAGUGGAGAAGAGCUUGUGGAAGUGGUUACACGGAUGUCUAGGGCAAUGUAUGCCCAAUUGGUGCAGCAAACAUUUCAAGCCCCAAAAUGCUACCCGCCAUUGCCACCUAGAACUGACAUGGGAUCAUAUAUGGAGGCCGAGUUGGGGGUGAAGAUUGCAUGUGGUUUUGAGAUGAUGUACCAGCUAAGGAAGACACAGGGAAUGGAGGGGAAAGGGAGUACAUGGGAGGCUUUCAAGAAGAGUCUGGAAAAUAGUGGGUAUUUUCAAGGGUUGCUUCCUGGGUCACAGGAGUUCAAGAGAUUGAUGCAGAAUGCAGAGGAAUACUACAGAAAUAGCUCAUUGCAAGCCAAAACAAGCGAAAUGUUGAGUGCACCCAUAAGACGUAUAGAUGAGAUUCUUGCUCUUCCUCAUUCUGUCGAUGAUUUUAAGAACCAGGAACUACCACCAUCAGAUGACGACUCGUGGCUUUAUGGUGGGGAAGAUGAGCUAAAUGCUGUUCUUCAAGAGAGGCAGAAGGAGAUGGAAGAUUACAAUGCAACACAUAAAAAGAAACAAAAAUCAAAGGAAAAGCCAGAAGAUUUAGACAACGUAGACGACUACGAUCUAAAAAAUAUUUCAGAGUCUAUGCAAGCAUUUGUCAAGAAAAGGUCAAGCUACAAAGGAGCAGAGGUUCCAGAAAGCUGCCUAAGAGAUGUGGACUUUGAUGUGGAUCGCUUUAUGGAAGAAAUUGAUUCCUUGGCCAGACGAAAGGACACCUCUGAAAGCACUGGCAGUGAGUUUGAUGUUGAAGAAGAAUCAAAUUCUGACAUGGAAUUUGAUGAAUCUGAUGAUGAAAGUGAUGCUGAAGACAAUGAUAACAUGGGAGGGGAUCCCUUUAUGCAGUCCUAUGCCCAUGCUCUGAAUGAGGAACUGAAAGGCACUUCACUCGGAAAAAGUUUUGCUAGAACCGAUGAAAACCCUCUCAAGAAGGACGAAGGAACAUCUGCUGUUGCAGGAGAGGGGUUGGAGGAAGAGUUCAGGCCCGUGGAUGUGGAUUUCAACCUUGUAAAGAACCUUCUUGAUUCAUUUUCAUCCCAGCAAGGACUUCCUGGUCCAGCUUCCAACUUAGUUGGGCUUUUGGGUCUACAACUUCCCCAAGAUACUAAUAGUAACAAACAGAAAUAGUUUUUACAGUGGAUUUCAAUUUGCUACUGUAUGCAUUUCAGUAUCAUUGUAUGAUAGUCUGAAUCUGCAGACACCUACGUCCAAUGAAUCUUUGUUUAAGAAACAAAACAUAGACAGGAUCCCAUUGGGAAGAAGCACUAGUUGAAAAUGACAUAUGGGUUAUGUACUUGUGUGUUUGUAUAAAACAAUGCCCCAUUCUUUUCUA